GAAAAGAAUUUUACAGUUGUGACUGAGUUUAUUCUUUUGGGACUGACUGACCGUGCUGAACUGAAACUGGUGCUUUUUGUGUUGUUCCUGGUUAUUUAUGCCAUUACCUUGGUGGGGAACCUGGGCAUGAUCUUCUUAAUCCAAAUCACUCCCAAACUUCACACACCUAUGUACAUUUUCCUUUGCUGCCUUUCUUUUGUAGAUGCCUGCUAUUCAUCUGCAAUUGCACCCAAAAUGCUGUUAAACCUCCUGGUUGUGAAGGGAACCAUUUCCUUCUCCGCUUGCAUGGUACAGCAUUUGUGUUUUGGGGUGUUUGUUACCACAGAAGGAUUCUUACUGUCGGUAAUGGCAUAUGACCGUUACGUGGCCAUUGCAAAUCCUUUGCUUUACAGUGUAGCCAUGUCCAAGAGGAAGUGUGUAGGGCUGAUCACUGGGUCAUGGAUAUGUGGAACUAUUAACUCAUUAAUACACACAAUAAGCUUGGGUAGACUGUCCUUCUGUAAGCUGAAUGCUGUCAGCCACUUCUUCUGUGAUAUUCCCUCACUCCUAAAGCUGUCGUGUUCUGAUACCUCCAUGAAUGAGUUGCUGCUCUUAACCUUCUCUGGAGUCAUUGCCAUGGCCACCUUCUUGAUUGUGAUCAUUUCCUAUGUGUUCAUUGUUUUUGCUAUCCUGAGGAUCCGCUCAGCAGCAGGCAGACGGAAAGCCUUCUCCACCUGUGCCUCUCACCUGACUGCUGUAACCAUAUUCUAUGGUACGUUAAGCUUUAGUUAUAUUCAGCCGAGCUCCCGGUAUUCCGUAGAACAGGAGAAGGUUGUUUCUGUGUUCUACACACUAGUGAUUCCCAUGUUAAACCCACUGAUUUACAGUCUGAGAAACAAAGAGGUAAAGGAUGCUGUGAAAGGGCCAUAGAAAUGAAAUAUUUCCCC
Rhinolophus ferrumequinum (greater horseshoe bat) is the source of this 926-nucleotide messenger RNA. RefSeq names its product olfactory receptor 5J2. Gene Ontology annotation, biological process: G protein-coupled receptor signaling pathway; sensory perception of smell. The coding region runs from base 127 to 909 and encodes 260 amino acids. The record is from RefSeq and is a predicted model, not a curated record. Gene Ontology annotation, molecular function: G protein-coupled receptor activity; olfactory receptor activity; odorant binding. NCBI's taxonomy places the organism in Eukaryota, Metazoa, Chordata, Mammalia, Chiroptera, Rhinolophidae. The transcript has a single exon. Gene Ontology annotation, cellular component: membrane.